Molecule: messenger RNA, 1536 nt
Organism: Thalassophryne amazonica
Lineage: Eukaryota; Metazoa; Chordata; Actinopteri; Batrachoidiformes; Batrachoididae
Exons: 1
Coding region: 30-1517 (495 amino acids)
Source: RefSeq, a predicted model, not a curated record
GACAAUAACCUAUUAAAUCUCCAUACAGGAUGAUGGCGAAGACAUCAUUACGACUGACUAUUGGCUGCUUAUGCCUGUUCUUCACCCUGACUGACGUGUCAGCUGUUCACAAGAUCAAGUCCAUCAAUGGUUUGAAGAAAAUCAACUUUGAGAAUUCUGUGCCAAAGCACAGUAUUAUUUUGCUCUACUGGUUUGCCAAUACCAUUGACAUUGACAAUAACGAUGUCAUACGGCUGACCUUUGAACCAAACACAGGAGAUUACGGCUCUCAUCAUUAUGGCAACUAUGAAAGAAUUCUGAAUCCGCUGCCUCUGGGGAAUAGCAGAUAUCGGUACUACACUGUUGGCAAUCUCAACCCAAAUCUUAACCACAACAGCUACAUGCAACUCCCGUCUUAUGUCGUCAAUCCCCAAAGGGAGUAUGAUGGAAGAAACCGAGAUCGGAUCAUAUUCAGAGUCAGGGAGCAGACUGUGGGAAAUGCUGAGUGGCAACAGAUAGAUGAAGUGUACAUCACACAGCAUUAUGAGACUCAUGAAAAUCAGGGGACGAGGUAUGAUCCAGAACGCACCUACAUGAUCACAACCAACCUCUUACGACAGCUGAGAGAGUUCUCUGUGGAAAGGAACACACUGUCAGAACUCAGAGAUGACUUUGGGAGUAGCAUUGAUGAUUUUCAGUUGAGGCAGAUUCAAAUUAAAUGGGGUGACCUUGCUUGCCUUGGACUCCUACUGUUUAUUGUGAUCCACAAAAAGUACUCAUCUGACCAACCUGACAAAAGACCCCAGCAUGUGGUUAGAAGAAACACACAACGUGAUUUAGUCAUCGACAUGCCCGAUGACACACCAUUGUUUUUCCAAGGUCUCUGCCUUGAGGUUGGAAAAGAAGUUACACUGCAGGUGACCACAGGCCCAAAUGGAAAUGCUCAAAUUAAAUGGGAAAAUAUUCCUGCAUAUUGGCUAAAUGAGGGCGCAAUGGUGGUACUUUUCAAGGACAAUAAUGACCAGGAAACCAGUAGCAUUUAUCAGUCAAUUGGCAACAGAGCAAAAGGUACUUUUGACACCUCAGUAAAGUUAAACGAAGGUCUUCAGGCUCGGUUGCAUAAGACCGAAAUAUGGUGCUGCUGCUUCACAGCUGUGGGAGAGGAGAUUUUGAGGGGCACAGAGUUUCACAACCCUAAAGCAGUCAAACUAAAUGACUACGAUGCCUUCAUCCAACUCUUUGUGAAGAAUGGCAAAGCAUGUGCUCGCUUAUAUGUGAGUAGGUCUUUCAGUAACUGGAAGUCAGAAUUCACCAAAUCUUGGGUUGGGUUCUACACCUCUGUAUGUAAAGAUGCAAGGGAAUGCGAAUGGAUGCAGUGGCAGUGGGCAACCAAAUUCAAAAGAUGCAAUAAAUUAGACAAUAAAACUCACAAAGUCUAUGAAUAUUGCUCAGGUAUGGCAAUUGCUUCAGGAGUUCAAGCAAGAUUUUUCCUCAGGGAUUACCAUCUCAUCGCAAACACUCCAAAGUGGAAUUACUAAAGAACACUGAAAAUACACU